Octodon degus (degu) is the source of this 389-nucleotide messenger RNA. RefSeq names its product metallothionein-I, hippocampal. Gene Ontology annotation, molecular function: metal ion binding. The record is from RefSeq and is a predicted model, not a curated record. The transcript has a single exon. NCBI's taxonomy places the organism in Eukaryota, Metazoa, Chordata, Mammalia, Rodentia, Octodontidae. The coding region runs from base 68 to 253 and encodes 61 amino acids.
UCCCCAAGACUUCAGACGAUAACCUCCCGCCUGUUGCUUCGGACCUCCACUCUCACCUAAGCUCAGUAUGGACCCCAACUGCUCCUGCGCCACUGGUGGCUCUUGCGCCUGCGCCAGCUCCUGCUCAUGCAAAGAGUGCAAAUGCACCUCCUGCAAGAAGAGCUGCUGCUCCUGCUGCCCUGUGGGCUGUGCCAAGUGUGCCAAGGGCUGCAUCUGCAAAGGGGCUUCAGACAAGUGCAGCUGCUGUGCCUGAUUUCGGGGAGACCCUGUUCCCAUGUGUACAUAGAGUGGCUGUAAAAACCUGUGUUGUUUUUUCAUACACCCUGACCCAUUUGCUAUAUCUUUUUCUAUGAAAUAUGCGACUGAUAAUAAACAUGUCCAGAUUCUGG